AUGUCAGACUAUAAGGGUGAUAAAAGUUCUCGCGAGUGUCUUUCCUCUACAUCAACAUCGUCAGAUGAGGAACCAGCCACGCAACGAAAGCGGAAAUCUUCGUCUCGACGUUCCGAAAAUCCAAAAAGGUUAUGCCGGGAUGACGAGGUAUUGCUAAACCUUGUCGAGCAGGUCAGUCAGAUCCAAAAUUUCUUAGCUUUUGUCUAUCCACCUUCGGAUACGAUUGCGCAGGAUGAAAAUUGUGAUAGUAACGCUUUAAAUAACACCUGUGAAAAUAUCGAACAUGAUACUAUUCCAAAUACGUCAAACGAUAUUAAUUUCGAUUUAACGACUAACCUUAAAGAACCGGCUGUUCAGAAUGCCUCCACGGAGCAUUUACAGACACUCAAUUCUUUACAACACUUCAACUCUGAGAAUUGGUCAAAUGUCCGUUAUUCUGAUAUUCAAAAAACUUAUAAUGCCCGGCCUGGUUUUAUUGAUUUGGAAGUUAACGACGAAUUGAAACAAUUUGAGAAAGCAAAUAAUUUUAAUUUGAAUGCGAGUGAUAAGUCUUUGGGUGCUAUUACACGUGCAGUAAUAAUGCAAAAUGAUGCGUUAAAAAAGGGCGUUUCUGAUUUAUUACAAUGGACUCAAGAUAGUGAUAAUAUUAGUAGAGAAUCGUUGUUAUCCAAAAUUAAAGAUUGUUUUUCCGGUGAUUUUCAAAAAAUUUCAUUAGACUGUUUACAGUUAGUUUGCGGUAGGCGUGCUGAUAUUAUUGAACAACGUAGGGAAUAUUUCUUAAAUUUAGUAAAAGAAAAUUUCUUAAAAUCUUCUUUGAAAAAGAUUCCUCCGUCUUGUGAAUAUUUAUUUAAUAAAGAACAGUUGUCUGAUUUUAUUAAAAAUAAUGGAGGUGUAAAUAAUAUAUUUAUUUAUCAAAAGCCAGCCUUCUCUGCGCAAGAGAGGCGGCCUACUUCGGCUGCUCUGGCUGCGCAACCAGGCCCCAGUAAUUACAAACAAACCGGUCGCUUCCAAGCACCGUUUGGCUUAAAUAGCAAUCAAGGCUUUGCAUAUUAUCGAGCGCAGGCGGUGCGACCCUUCCACCCCUAUGCUUUUAAUUAUAAUUUUGGCUCCUAUGCUAAUAAUGAGCGGUUUUUUCGGCCCUCAUAUAAACCACCGUCAUUUCCUCCAAGACAACAGGCCCCGGGUACGGCUAAAAAGCCUUUUAACCAAUCCAAUGCCUCGAGAGGCAGAGGAAGAGGCGAUAGAAAAUUUUGACUCUCAGCA
Molecule: messenger RNA, 1263 nt
Organism: Aricia agestis (brown argus)
Lineage: Eukaryota; Metazoa; Arthropoda; Insecta; Lepidoptera; Lycaenidae
Exons: 1
Coding region: 1-1254 (417 amino acids)
Source: RefSeq, a predicted model, not a curated record